Messenger RNA from Archocentrus centrarchus (flier cichlid), 1509 nucleotides. RefSeq names its product DENN domain containing 10 (gene dennd10). Gene Ontology annotation, biological process: regulation of early endosome to late endosome transport; protein transport. Bases 159 to 1214 code for a protein of 351 amino acids. NCBI's taxonomy places the organism in Eukaryota, Metazoa, Chordata, Actinopteri, Cichliformes, Cichlidae. Gene Ontology annotation, cellular component: late endosome. The record is from RefSeq and is a predicted model, not a curated record. The transcript has 10 exons. Gene Ontology annotation, molecular function: guanyl-nucleotide exchange factor activity; small GTPase binding.
AAGCAGCUUCGCACAGAGAGAGGAAAUGUCUGUUGACAGCAGCGUAAAUAAUCAGAAUCAGAUCCCUGACAGGUUUUAACCCACUUUCUGUCCUCUUACAUCUGUCCAGCAGCGCUUUUUGGCAUUUCGACCUGGCGUGAGCUCUCAAGGUAUGGAAUAUGGCAGCGCCUGAAACGCAGCUUAUGUUAAGCGUGGGGCUAAUCGAGAAAGAUGUGAAUGGAGACACAUUGUGGGUGUGGUGCUAUCCAUCUGUGGGUGGUGAACUAAGGAGAAUCCUGCUCAGUAAGUGCUGCCUGACGCAGGACGGCCGUGAUUUUCACACCUUUGUGUUUGGUCAGUUCUCUCGUACCUGGUACUACAUCACUACGGUGGAGGUACAGGAACCAACAGCACUAAACAAGGUGACUCAUUUUUCAGUAGUCAUUACAGCAAAAGACUUCAACCCUGAGAAGUAUGCUGCACUCAGUAGAAUACUCUGCAGGAUGUACGUCAAACACGGCAGUCCAGUGAAAAUGAUGGAAGCCUACAUCACUGUCCUCACCAAAGGAAUCUGUCACAGUGAUGAAAACGGCUCGUUUCUCAUCAAGGACUACGAUGUUCGGAAAGCGUAUUUGGCAGGUUCGGUCAAAGAUGUGGUGUCUCAGUUUGGGAUGGAGACCAUCAUCCUGUAUACAGCCCUGAUGCUGAAGAAGAGGAUUAUUGUCCAUCACCCCCGGAUUGAAGCGUUGUUGGAGUUUACAAGAAUUCUGCCGGCUCUGGUGUGGCACAGGAAAGACUGGUCCAUCCUGCACCCGUACGUCCACCCGACUGAUGCUGAACUGGAGGAUUUAAAGAAAUGCCCUGGAUACAUAGCAGGGUUUGUAGAUCCAGACGUGAGCAACAGAACGGACUUGUUUGAUGUGUUUGUGAACCUCCCAGACAGCACCAUCACAGUAUCCCAGAGUGCUAAAGAGGCCAUGACUAUGGGGAAGUUACACAAGGAUAUUGGCCAACUCAUCGUGCAGUCUGCGGAGGACGCUGAGAGAUCAGACAGUCAGGUGAUUAAGGACAUUUCUGUCAAGACUAAAGAGAUCCUUGCGAAUCUGGUUGCCCUCGCUGAUGAGUGUGAAGACUCUAAAAUCACACUGGAAGGUUUAAAGCAGCAUCAUUUCCCUCCAGUGACGGAGAACUUCCUCUUUCAUUUGGCGGCUGCAGAGCAGCUCUUAAGGAUAUAAACCUGUUUUCAAACACUCUACUGCAGGUUACUGUCAGCAGCAUGGGCUCACGGGGGGUUCACUACUAUUUUCUUAAAGGUGCGUUCUUAAUGUGAGGAAGAAAAGUCCCCCCCAGCAUCAGAUUUGAUUGUGCACCGCUGAGCUAAUAUGUCAGGCGACUCUUGUAUCAAUAACAGGACCAAUGAAAGGAUCAGUCGGGCAAUAUUCAAUGUUUUUUUUCCUAACAGAUGUUCUUUAAACACAAAGCGCAAAACUAAAUGAAUCUGCAGCCUGAUAUUUAAAAAAAAAAAAAAAU